Molecule: messenger RNA, 306 nt
Organism: Mesorhabditis spiculigera
Lineage: Eukaryota; Metazoa; Nematoda; Chromadorea; Rhabditida; Rhabditidae
Source: the annotation of a GenBank genome assembly
AUGAACAAACGUUUGCUUCAGGACUCUGUCUUGGUGAAAGCUGUCUCGCUGGCUUCGAUCUGCAUCCGCGUCUCUUCGAACUACGUUGAAGCCGGUGGCAAGGUCUGGGCUCGCAUCGAUGGAAUCUUCCUGGACUCGUUCGUGCUCGGCACGGCCCUCGAGGAGCCUGAGCAGAACCGCUUCUCCAUCUCGCUGAACGCCAAAAACGCCGGAAAGGGCACGAUCAUGAAAAAUCUCGCAUUUUCACCCGCCGAGGCCACGAUCACCGUCGAUGAAGCCCGGCUCUGGCUGACCCGAACAUGCCGC